AUGCCGCUGAAGCAGCCCAUAGGCCAAAAGCGGCUGACCAACGUGGCUAUCGUCAAAUACAAGAAGAAAGGGAAUUGGUUCGAGACGGCCUGCUACAAAAACAAAGUCGUGGACUGGCGAAACGGCACCGAAACUGACCUGGACGAGGUCUUGCAGACAACAGCAGUAUUCAAGAAUGUCUCCAAGGGGGUGCUUGCCAAAGAAAAGGACCUUGUGGAUGCUUUUGGUACAAAUGAUGAGAGGGCCAUAUGCACUGAAAUUCUGACCCGUGGCGACCUGCAGGUGUCUGAGAAGGAACGGAAACUGGAGUACGAGAACCUGUUCAAGGGCGUGGCGACAGUCCUAUCAGAGAAGUGCGUGGAUCCGAACACCAACAGACCAUACACGAUAACCAUGAUCGAGCGUGCCCUCAAGGAUGUGCACUUCAAUGUGGACCCGAAGAAGAGCGCCAAGGUGCAGGCGUUUGGGGAGGCCCUUCCCCUCCUGCAAGAGCGCUUCAGCAUCCAGCGGGCAAACAUGCGGCUGAGGCUGAAGUUGGCGGCUGCAUGCAAGGACGAGAUCCAGUCCAGGCUGGCUGAGCACAAGGUGAUAGUGGAGUCCAAGGAGGCCGAUGGAGCCACUGUAGCCAUCGUGUGCCAAGCAGACCCAGGAUUGUACCAGGUGCUGCUAGCAUUGGUGCGUGACCUUGGCAAGGGGCAUGGCCACCUGGAGGUGGUGAGCCUGGCAGUGCAGCGUGAGGGAAUGAGUGGAGAGGGCCAGGCGUCAGGUGACAUUCAGGGAAUUCUCAAGGAGCAACAAAGGGCUUCAGAACUGUCGCAGGUGCCCUACGUCACCAGCCAGCCGGCAUCUACCACUGGCCGUCUGAGGGCUCGAUCUGAGGAAGACAGCAUGGCUGAGGUAUCCUAUCCCAGGGGUCCCAUCUCUGGCAUACCUGAUGACGUCACCAGAAAACCUAUGUUCCUUGAGAUAGACGGGCUGCAGCCCGGGUGGGAGGUGGAGUUGACGAAGAGGGGCGAGUCCGGGGUUGUUGAUGCUGUCUUUUUUUCACCAUCGGGGGAGAAGGUGGGAGCAUUUGUGCAGGCCAGGCGUGCUGCGCUGUCGGCCAGCAAAAAGGCAGCAGCGGCACAAAGUACGGUUGAAUGA
Molecule: messenger RNA, 1143 nt
Organism: Ostreobium quekettii
Lineage: Eukaryota; Viridiplantae; Chlorophyta; Ulvophyceae; Bryopsidales; Ostreobiaceae
Source: the annotation of a GenBank genome assembly